Molecule: messenger RNA, 1303 nt
Organism: Phodopus roborovskii (desert hamster)
Lineage: Eukaryota; Metazoa; Chordata; Mammalia; Rodentia; Cricetidae
Gene: Rgs1
Product: regulator of G protein signaling 1
Exons: 5
Coding region: 54-683 (209 amino acids)
Source: RefSeq, a predicted model, not a curated record
UACACUAUAUAAAGCAUCAGACGGAACUAACAGACACUCAUUGCGAGAAGACCAUGAGAGCUGCAGCCAUCUCCAUGCCAAGGCUGGACAAAAUGCCAGGAAUGUUCUUCUCUGCUGGCCCAAAGGAUUUGAAAGAACCUAGCCAUUCACUUCUAGAUGACAAAACGCAAAAAAAGAGACCAAAGACUUUUGGAAUGGACAUGAAAGCAUAUCUGAGAUCUAUGAUCCCACAUCUGGAGUCUGGAAUGAAAUCAUCCAAAUCCAAAGACAUACUUUCUGCUGAGGAAGUAAUGCAGUGGUCUCAGUCUCUGGAAAAACUACUUGCCAACCAGACUGGUCAAAGUGUCUUUGGAAAUUUUCUAAAGUCUGAAUUCAGUGAAGAAAAUAUUGAAUUCUGGUUGGCUUGUGAAGACUAUAAGAAAACGGAGAUUGAUCUUUUGAGUAGCAAAGCAGAGAAUAUAUACAAAGCAUUUGUGCAUUCAGAUGCUGUGAAACAAAUCAAUAUUGACUUUCGUACUCGAGAAUCUACAGCCAAGAAGAUUAAAGCACCAACCCCCUCAUCUUUUGAUGAAGCACAAAAAGUCAUAUACACACUUAUGGAAAAGGAUUCUUACCCCCGGUUCCUGAAAUCAAAUAUUUACUUAAAUCUUCUAAAUGACCUCCAGGCUAAUAGCUUAAAGUGAGUAGUUCCUGGCAGGCAGGAAUUUAAAGAUGAUAUCAAGGACAGAAGGAACAUGCCGGUGACCCUGCCUGUGUGAUUAACUUGGCCUGCUUUGGUGACUCAGCAGGCCCAGCGGAAGUACAAAUGACUCAAAAUGGAUUAACGUGGAAGUCAUGUGGUAGAGACUUGAGGAAGCAUCAGCAAGAAGAUCGUGGAGAGACACAUGGAAGGAGAUGCUGUGGUUCUGUCAUAAGAUACAGUGGGACUCUAUCAGAACACCCUGAGAACUGGGAAGGUCAGCUGACUGGCAACACAGAAACUAUGAAUAAUUUGUUUGAGAAUGAUUGCAAUGUUCUAUAAGCUUCAAGAACAGCAGACAUGUAUGCUACAUGUUGUUGUGUAGAUUGUGUUGAACUCUUGCAGUCUCCUUUCUGUGGAUGGUCAGUCCAAAAUAUGUAUUGUAAAUAGCAGUUGCUAUUAUACUGACACAAAGAAUUUUGUUACUUGUUUAUUUAAUUAUAUUUGGUUUGGAUAAUUGUGUAUUUAACAUAAGCUAUUUUCCUUAAAACUAAGAAGUCACAGCACAUUUGUAAAUUAAAUUAUCACCAUGUCAAAAAUAAAUGUGAGCUUUAUAUUAAAAUA